Messenger RNA from Penicillium lagena, 1257 nucleotides. Its product is annotated as cAMP-dependent protein kinase. The transcript has 3 exons. Gene Ontology annotation, molecular function: cAMP-dependent protein kinase activity; ATP binding. The record is from RefSeq and is a predicted model, not a curated record. Gene Ontology annotation, cellular component: nucleus; cAMP-dependent protein kinase complex. The coding region runs from base 1 to 1257 and encodes 418 amino acids. NCBI's taxonomy places the organism in Eukaryota, Fungi, Ascomycota, Eurotiomycetes, Eurotiales, Aspergillaceae. Gene Ontology annotation, biological process: peptidyl-serine phosphorylation.
AUGGCGACCGGAACUGUCCAACACCCUCCCGCCACACACACUACUGAGGUGCCGGGCACCACAGUCACCCCCCGCAUCGACAUGCGGGCAGACGGCCUCCAUGAGCGAGGCAAGCAGCUGGUCGAGUCCAUCCGCUCCUCACCGCGAUCGGCGAAUCCGUUCCUCAUCACCGAGCGCGCCGAAGAGAAGCAGAUCACCCUCUCGUCUCGAGACCUGCAACUCAGCGAUUUUGGCCUCUUGAAGACCCUCGGCACUGGGACUUUUGCGCGCGUGUGGCUCGCGAAACCGAAAGAGCAAAAGGGCUUGAACAAGAAUAAAGUAUACGCUCUGAAGAUACUGCGCAAGGCCGAUGUGAUCAAACUGAAGCAGGUAGAACAUGUGCGCAACGAACGAAAAACCCUCGCCGCAGUGGUCGGACAUCCUUUCAUCACAACCCUGAACGCUUCCUUCUCUGAUGACCAGAGUCUCUACAUGCUGGUAUGUUGCCCGCGCCUCAGUGCUGCCAGGCCAGACGGCAAGCUAACCGUCGGCAAGCUCGAUUACUGCCCUGGAGGCGAGAUCUUCAGCUAUCUCCGACGCGCACGGCGCUUCGACCUAGAGACCUCGAGUUUCUAUGCCGCCGAGAUCACGAUGACGAUCGAAUACCUACACGAAACCCACGGCAUUGCCUAUCGUGAUCUCAAGCCAGAGAAUAUUCUAUUGGAUGCCGACGGCCAUCUCCGACUUGUCGAUUUCGGGUUCGCCAAGCAAGUCGGAAACCGCGAGACAUACACCCUGUGCGGCACACCGGAGUACCUCGCUCCCGAAGUCAUUCACAACAGCGGCCACGGGCUUGCAGUGGAUUGGUGGGCACUGGGUAUUCUGAUCUACGAGUUCCUGGUCGGCCAGCCUCCAUUCUGGGACCAAAACCCCAUGCGCAUCUACGAGCAGAUCGUGGAAGGGCGUCUGCGCUUCCCGCCCAAUAUGCCCCCCUCGGCGCAGAAUAUUGUCUCACUCCUCUGCAAGACUAACCCGUCCGAACGCCUGGGCCAUAUCUCCGGCGGCGCUUCAAGAGUCCGCGCGCAUCCGUUUUUCCAAGACAUUGUUUGGGAUGAUCUGUUUUACCGCCGUGUCAAGGGCCCUAUACUCCCCAGAGUGACGCACCCGGCGGAUACUAGCAACUUCGAGGAAUAUCCCGAUCCUCCAGAUGGUCGGGGUCAGAAUCUCUAUACUGACGAUCUAAGAAAGAAGUAUGAGGCACUGUUCAGUGAUUUCUGA